AUUUUCUCAUCAAAUAAUAUUAUCUAAUGCAGAUAUAAAAGUCUCCAUCACAUAACCAGAGAAAUUAUUAAGAAGAUGAGUAGAAGAUUUUCCAUCUUCAAUGUUGUUUUACUUCUCUUCUUUGGAUCAACUGCUCUGUUUUCUCCGGUCACCGGUGACCUAGCCGGCGACAGACAAGCCCUUCUUGACUUCCUCAACAACAUCAUUCACCCACGGUCUCUAGCGUGGAACGCAAGCAGUCCGGUAUGCACCACGUGGCCAGGGGUCACAUGCGACAGAGACGGCACACGUGUCACUGCCCUUCACUUGCCCGGAGCGAGUCUUUUAGGAGUGAUCCCGCCUCGAACUAUCAGCCGUCUAUCAGAGCUUCAGAUCCUCAGUCUUCGAUCCAACGGCCUACGAGGCCCGUUCCCGAUUGAUUUCUUGCAGCUGAAGAAACUCAAAGCAAUUAGUCUCAGCAACAACCGAUUUUCUGGGCCAUUACCGUCCGAUUACGCCACGUGGACGAAUCUCACCGUUCUUGAUCUGUCCGGUAACCGGUUUAACGGUAGUAUUCCUGUGGGAUUUGCUAAUCUUACCGGACUCGUCUCGCUUAACCUAGCUAAAAACUCAUUUUCCGGUGAGAUUCCGGAUCUAAAUCUCCCCGGUCUACGCAGACUUAACUUUUCCAACAACAAUCUCACCGGAUCAAUCCCAAAUUCUCUGAAAAGAUUCGGGAACUCGGCUUUUUCCGGCAACAACUUAGUUUACGAAAAUGCCCCUCCUCCGGCGGUUUCACCCAAAGAGAAAAAGAAAAACGGGAUCUAUAUCUCUGAACCCGCAAUUCUCGGGAUAGCGAUUAGCGUUUGCUUCGUGAUAUUCUUUGUAAUCGCGGUUCUGAUAAUCGUUUGCUAUGUUAAAAGGCAGAAGAAGCAAAAGACAGAGACAGAGACAGAACCAAAACCAGAGAAGUUGAAACCAGCUCAAAAGAUGCCAAGUGAGAAGGAAGUUUCUAAAUUAGGAAAAGAGAAGAAUAUAGAAGAUAUGGAGGAUAAGAGCGAAAUUAACAAAGUUAUGUUCUUUGAAGGAAGCAAUCUAGCUUUUAACUUGGAAGACUUGUUGAUAGCUUCUGCAGAGUUUCUAGGGAAGGGCACUUUCGGGAUGACGUAUAAGGCGGUUCUAGAAGAUUCCAAGGUCAUCGCGGUUAAGCGGUUGAAGGACAUAGUGGUAUCCAGGAAGGAUUUUAAACAACAAAUGGAGAUUGUAGGAAACAUUAAGCACGAGAACGUUGCUCCCUUAAGGGCUUACGUGUGUUCCAAGGAAGAGAAGCUUAUGGUGUAUGAUUACUACUCUGAUGGCAGUCUUUCUCUUCGUCUCCAUGGUACGUUCCACAAUUUUCAGUUUAUUCUUGCAAACGCAAAUGGCAAGAACACCGACGAGGGCCAUGUCCCGUUGAACUGGGAAACGCGAUUGAGAUUCAUGAUCGGAGUAGCAAAAGGAUUAGGUCACUUACACACACAGAAGCUCGCACAUGGAAACAUCAAAUCUUCUAACGUCUUCAUGAACUCGGAAGGAUAUGGAUGUAUAUCGGAAGCCGGUUUACCUCUGUUAACAAACCCGGUUGUGAGAGCAGAUUCAUCAGCCAGAUCAAUACUACGUUACCGUGCCUCAGAAGUAACCGACACAAGGAGAUCUACACCGGAAUCAGACGUAUACAGUUUUGGAAUCUUGAUGUUGGAGACUCUAACCGGAAGAUCGAGUAUGGAUGAUAGAAAGGAAGGGAUAGAUCUGGUGGUAUGGGUGAAUGAAGUUAUUGCAAAACAAUGGACAGGUGAAGUGUUUGAUAUGGAGCUUGUCAAGACUCCUAACGUUGAAUCAAAGUUGCUUCAGAUGUUGCAGUUAGGGACAAGUUGUGCGGCUAGGGUUCCUGCGAAGAGACCAGAGAUGGUGAAAGUGAUUGAGACUUUGGAGGAGAUUGAGAGGGACUGAUUAAUACAUUCUAGAAUUUUUAUUUUACGGGCUCAAUCUGUGGCUCCUGCUCCGGCUCCAACAAGUGACGGAACAACGAUAGACCAAGGCAUAGCAUAUGUCCUUAUGUUGGUGGCUUUGGUCCUCACAUAUCUCAUCCAUUGAUCCUUUUGUCAAUUUAAGUUUGGUCUCUAUUUAGUUUAAUUAUAUUUUUGCAUUUUGAUUAUAACUAAAUAGAGACCAGAAAAGUUUGUAUGUGUGGUAGAGAAAAUUAAAGAGGUUUUCUAAUU
Arabidopsis arenosa is the source of this 2237-nucleotide messenger RNA. Lineage: Eukaryota; Viridiplantae; Streptophyta; Magnoliopsida; Brassicales; Brassicaceae. The record is from the annotation of a GenBank genome assembly.